AGUGGGCAACGACGACGAGCGCGCGGUGCCUCGACCACCACCAAGAACCAUCACCACCCCCACUGCCCUUUCCUCCUCCUCCUCCUCCGCCUCCGCACCUCCUCCUCCUGCCCCUCCCCCUCCCAUUUCUCCUCCCCCUCUUCAUUCUUCACGACUACCACUACGCGACUACCAUCGCAAUCAACCACCGUCACGGAGGAACAGACCCAACUACACUCCUCUCUCUACCUAGUCCGGUAGACACGCGGGGUAGCACGAGACACGGGACACGGGACACGGGACACGGGACACGGGACAUACGAGACAGUGGUGCCACUACACCACACGACGACGACAACUCACAGAGAGAGAGACGAGGUACUGGUUGGUCGGUCGGUUGGUUGGUUGGUUGGUUGGUUGGUUGGUUGGUUUGCUGCCGUUGCUGCUGCCUGUCCGGACACUAAGCCAGCCGCACCACGUAGGGAACCUCGCGGUUCCUGCCUUGGAGAGGUGUUUUUUUUUUUUCCACGAAAAUUAAAAAAAAAAAAAACAAGAAAAUAAAAAAUAAAAUAACGCGAGACCAAAAAACGAGUGUCCAGGAUACGAUUAAACUGACAUGAAAAUUGAUACACGUGAUACGCCUGUAAAAUAGUGUUCGUGAAAAAUAAACUGGUACGGAAAUUCUGGAACAGUGUUGUGCCACCUGCGGAACGAGUAGAAGGAGAGAAGAGAGGGAUGUGACUUCCAUCUUUUCGCCACCCCAAUCGAAACGGUAGCAACGACCAACGGUAACUCCUACCCGAACUCCUCCAGUUUAUUCCCCGACUCACUACUGGGACCAACGCCAACUUUUGCAUACCCGCGACCCCUUCUAUUCAAUAAGGAACUCCGUCUUCGUCAAAGUCAAAAUACGGCGGAGAGACCUCGUACCCCUAACAACACGUCGAACGUUGUCAUGGGACUUUUUGAAGUGUGAAGUGUUCGGUAGCGAUAAUUUGUUGGAUUGUAAUUUUUGGUGCGGCCGAUAGAAGGAACAAUUUUGGUUUUUUGUGCUCCGAAAUCAUCCUAUUCGUCGUCGAUGUCGUCGUCAAUGGAAAGUGUUUACUGUGACGGUAACGAAGUGGAGACUCCUGAAUUUGUGUAUCACUUGUCAUAAUUGUGUGUUCAUGAUCUGAAAGAAAUUUUGAGAAUAAAGAAAAGAAAAAAAAAAAGCAAACAAUUUCACUUACAGUGCAACGGUGACUGAUCGAAUUAUUUUUUUUUCUUUCUCGUUCGUUCUUUCAAAAAAAAAGUGUCUUCGAGUUAUUUGGAAAAAUAGUAUUCAACCCCCUUACCCCGGUUGACUCGGCGGCGUAUACCGCAGUGCGAUAAUAAUCAGACAUGCCCUUUUAAGGGCUUGCGUUCCUAAUUUAAAGGUGCAUCAUUAUCAUCGUCGUCGUCGUCGUCGCUAUCGUAAUUAAUUUUCAUCCAUAAGUUUCAACCGUCGCUUAAAUUUUAAGCAGCGGUUUUUAUGGUCUUUAGGAGUAUCGCGAUGUUACACGUAGGUACGUCCGCGUGUGUUUCACCUACGAGAUAAUCGCGUGUGAUUGUGUGAUAUUUAUUAUUUAAAUAAUUUUUUUUCUUUCAUCCCAAUCAAACUGAAUAGAAACAUAAGGAGAAAUAGAGAUAGAGAAACAGAGGGAUACGGAUAAAGUGAAAAGCGUGUGAAGUUGGGAGAUAAAGAAAGAAAGAAAGAAAGAAAAGAAAAAUAAAAUAAAAAAUAGGAAGUGAAAGAAUGACGCUGGCCUAGCGAAGGGUGAAAUAUAAACGGCCCUAGUCGGCCGACACAACAUGUCACAGUUCUCCUUUAGAGGAUCACCCAAUUUGCAGUGCCCCGUGACAGCAACAUCUUCGCUAUCGUCGACUUCACCGUCACCGGCGUCGGCGCCGGUUCUUAGCUCGGGCAGCGUAUCGUCGUCCCUGAGUUCGAGCGCCCUUGGAAAUUCGUCGUUGCAGAGCAGAAUGGCGGUGACCAGCGCCGUCGUACGUCCACCUGGGAGUCCCACCGCUUCGGUCAGUCCGUCGCACGUUCCACCUUCCGCCGGCGGAAGAUGUUGCGACACCGGAAGACCGAUAUUCACCGAUCCCCUCACCGGACAGACAGUGUGCUCCUGCCAGUACGAACUUCUCGGCGGCUAUCAGAGACUCGGCGCACUUCCAACGGCCGCCCUGUCCAUGUACAGCGCGGCACCUUACGCCGUGGCAGCGGCCGCCGCCGCUUCCGAGGGGAUGGCCGCUUACUUUCCCGGAUUGGGUGCCGAUCAGGCGCCCUUCUACACACCCACGGCCGCCGGUCUCGAGCUGAAAGAAAACCUCGGAGCUGGUGCGGCUGCUGCGUGGACCUACCCCACCGUCUAUCAUCCCUACGAUGCGGCCUUCGGCUACCCCUUUAACGGUUAUGGCAUGGACCUAAAUGGAGCGAGGAGGAAGAACGCCACCCGUGAAACGACCAGUACAUUAAAGGCGUGGCUCAACGAACACAAGAAAAAUCCUUAUCCGACCAAAGGCGAGAAAAUUAUGCUGGCUAUCAUCACGAAAAUGACCCUUACACAGGUAUCGACGUGGUUCGCCAACGCCAGGCGACGACUGAAGAAGGAGAAUAAAAUGACGUGGGAACCCAGAAACAGGGUGGAAGACGAGGAUAACAAUAACGAGGACGACGACAGCGGGAGAAAAAGCGUCGACGAAAAAGACCGAUUAGACUCGAAGGAUUCUGGCACGGGUUCGAGCGAGGACGGCGAACGUCCGGCCCACCGAUUAGACAUGCUCCACGGAAGCGGCGGUGUGCCGGUCGGUCUUCAUCAGGGUAGAACGGAGAGCGAAUGGAGCGAAUCUCGCGCGGACAGCGGUCCCGACAGUCCCGAGUGCCUCUACGAUCAGCGCGAGCCAAGGCAUCCGUUGCACCUGCAGCAUCCCGCUUACCUCGCCACCGCCCACGGUCGUCUUUUGCAGCACCAUCCGUCCCCCGAGAGCACGUCGCCCAGCGGACAUCACCUUCCGCCCAGCACCAGCGCCUCCUCCACGGGGGGUGGUCCGGUCAAACCGCGGAUAUGGUCGCUGGCCGACAUGGCGAGUAAAGACGGCGACCACCACCACCACCACCAUCACCAACAACAACAACAACAACAGCAACAACAACAACAACAACAACAGCAAAGUCCCAAUCAAACGAUAUCGGGUCUUUCGUCGCCCUACGGCAACGGCGGGGGGGGAGGAGGCGGCGGAGGCGGUGGAGGCAAACUGGUGAGUCCGUUGGCCAGUCGAAUACCGCCCCAUCAUCCCCUUCACCCGGCGAUGCACCCCGGUUCGCAAUUCGUUCGUCCUCACCCCGACUUCUACCGUAAUUUCUACGGCGCCUCUCACCUCGGCUCCUCGGACAUGUCCCUCCUGGAGACGUAUUCCAGGCUCGGUGGCCUCGGCGGUGUUAUGCCGGCGGCGGUCAGCGCACCCAGCAUACUGACCUCCUCUUCGUCCUCGUCGUCCGGUACGGCCAAACCGUUUCCUAUGAACGGCGGUGUCACGGUACCCGGUCCACCCGGUCCGGGUUCCGGUAUUCUUCUCACGUCGACGUCCGGUGUAUCGCCCUCGUCCUCCUCAACGGCGUCGUCCGGUGCUUCGGAACAGUCACCCCAUCCCACAGGUAACACCCUAGCGCCAACGGAGCUCAAAUCUCCCGGCAGAGUCUGAUCCCUCGAUAUAACACGAAAUACGCGAAUUUCUUCUGAUAACGUUAAUAAUAAUUAUUAUUACAAUUAUGAUAGUAAUAACAAUAAUAAUAAUAAUAAUAACAACAAUAAUAAUAAUACUAAUAACAACAACAAUAUCAAUAUCAAUAAUAACGGUAACCGUAUGAAUAAUAAUAAUAAUAAUAAUAAUAGUAAUAGUAAAAGUAUGGAUAAAAAAUGAUAAUGAUAAGGAUAAAAUGCGGACAUUGCUUAUAAUAUCGUAGGAAGUGAAAAGGGAUGAAAAAAAAAAAAAAAUCGAGUGAAGAAUAAAUUGAGAACUGCGUGAAGAACCUCGAGAUCCAAUGGCAACGCGAACCGCAUCGCGAGUUAUCGAUUAUUUUAAUAUAUAGAGUAUAUGAAAAAAAAUAAAAAAGAGAUGAAAAACAAAACGUUUGGAACGAAGGAGAAAAAGAACUUAAGAAAAAUUAAUUGAUACCAAUUAAAUAAAUGAACGAACAAUCGAGAAACGAAAAGUGUGUGGCUGACAAUAAACAGACUUCAAAUAUUAUUGUAAAUUAGUGUACAGAGAGAGACUGAACCCCAUUGAGAGAAUUUCGCUUUUUUCCCCCCACAAUCCGGAAAUGAUAUCCCCCAAAUCUCGUGUAACCCCUACGAUUUUAUUCCAGAUUUUUUUAUUCGCGAGAUAACGUUGUCGAUUUUGAUUUCACCCCCAUUUCGUCCGAACGUUAUAAUUAACACGACACGCGUUCAUAGUAUUCAUUUUACCGCGUAUGAAAUUCUGUCCCCGUUUUCUCCUCCUCGUAUUUCUUCGCACUCCAGAAAUAAGAAGCUAAACAAAUUAACGAACAAAUAAGAAUAACGAUAACGAUACAUCCUCCCCGAAACCCCUGGAUCAAAUACCAUUGGCAGAACGAACAAAAAUAAUUAACGAAAUAAAAAAAAAAAAAAAAAAAACAACUUUACCGAGAUAAUUGAAAAGCUAAAAUUGAACGAAGAAAAAAUACAAAAAUUCAGAAAAAAAAAUGGAAGAAA
This is a messenger RNA of Athalia rosae (coleseed sawfly), 4736 nucleotides long. It is a transcript of the gene mirr, whose product is annotated as homeobox protein caupolican. Gene Ontology annotation, cellular component: nucleus. Gene Ontology annotation, biological process: neuron differentiation; cell development; regulation of transcription by RNA polymerase II. Gene Ontology annotation, molecular function: RNA polymerase II cis-regulatory region sequence-specific DNA binding; DNA-binding transcription factor activity, RNA polymerase II-specific. The record is from RefSeq and is a predicted model, not a curated record. Lineage: Eukaryota; Metazoa; Arthropoda; Insecta; Hymenoptera; Athaliidae. The transcript has 5 exons. Bases 1810 to 3705 code for a protein of 631 amino acids.